AUGUUGUCGCCGAGCGCGUCCGACGACGCUGAGGCCCAAGCGGUCGCCGAUGUAAAUAUUGACGCACUGAUCGUGGAAGUACAAAGCCGACCCGUACUUUGGGAUAAAAGUAAUAAAGGAUAUGCAGAUAGAGGUUUAAAAUCAAAGAUGUGGGACCAGGUCUAUGAGAAGAUUAUAGAAAACUGGAGUGAGUUGUCAAUUAGAGAAAAACAAAAAAUUGGAACACAAAUCCAAAAAAAAUGGCGUAACCUGAAAGAUUCUUUUGCAAAAGAACUUGCAGUUCAGAAGAAGGGCAAAUCUGGACAAGGAUAUAAAAAAAGAAGGCCGUAUGUUCACUUUCAAGCCCUUUCGUUUUUAGUUUCUCAACCAUUGGAGAGAGAAACUACCUCAAAUAUAUCAGUGGAGGAUUCUGAAGAAGACAGUAAUAAUAGUGUCGAACGCGAAAAUUGGAAGCAAGCCCGCAAAAAAACUCAAGCACGUGAAACAGACAGAAAUGAAGAACUUUUAGACAUCAUACGACAAAAAAAAAACCUAUGA
This is a messenger RNA of Parnassius mnemosyne (clouded apollo), 537 nucleotides long. Lineage: Eukaryota; Metazoa; Arthropoda; Insecta; Lepidoptera; Papilionidae. The record is from the annotation of a GenBank genome assembly.